Marasmius oreades (fairy-ring Marasmius) is the source of this 2134-nucleotide messenger RNA. RefSeq lists its product as uncharacterized. The record is from RefSeq and is a predicted model, not a curated record. Gene Ontology annotation, molecular function: protein serine/threonine phosphatase activity. Gene Ontology annotation, cellular component: cytoplasm; nucleus. The coding region runs from base 363 to 1355 and encodes 330 amino acids. Lineage: Eukaryota; Fungi; Basidiomycota; Agaricomycetes; Agaricales; Marasmiaceae. The transcript has 7 exons.
UGCCGUAUUAGGCAACAUCAUCAACAAGGGCCUUGCUGUUAUCUUCACUGCCCACCCGCCUAUCGAUAAUUCUCCUCAUCCUUCUCAGCGUACAUCUCGUCAGCCGGCUGCUCAUUCUUCAGCUCUGUUGUUCCUAAAAUACGUUUUUUUCCCUUCUUCAUUCCUUCCAAAUCCUUCCAUAGACAAACCGUUCAAAAACGUCCCAGCCCUUUUCACCUCGAAGCGGCUUUGAAUCAUCCAGGUUUUCCAACCUUCUCAAAGUCGAAUCUCUUCAUCAAAUCUCGUCUCUCGUCUAUCCUUAGAGGAGAGUUUUUUUUACCGGUUGGCGUAGACGAAUUUAGCUCGUUGAAGGAGACAAAGAAAUGGCGGACUCUGCGACAGAGAUCGAUCUUGACUCGGUCAUUGACAGACUUUUAGAAGUUCGAGGUAACCGACCUGGAAAGCCUGUACAGCUUCAAGAAUACGAAAUCAAGUAUCUUUGCACGAAAGCACGAGAAAUUUUCAUAAAUCAACCUAUUCUGCUGGAGUUGGAGGCACCUAUAAAGAUUUGCGGCGAUAUCCAUGGACAAUAUUACGACCUCCUACGCCUAUUCGAGUAUGGCGGAUUCCCACCAGAGGCAAAUUACCUCUUCCUCGGCGACUACGUAGAUCGAGGGAAGCAGUCACUUGAGACGAUAUGUCUGCUCCUCGCCUACAAGAUCAAGUACCCCGAAAACUUUUUCAUCUUGCGCGGAAACCAUGAAUGUGCAAGUAUUAACAGAAUAUAUGGCUUUUAUGACGAAUGCAAACGCCGGUACAACAUAAAGCUUUGGAAGACCUUCACUGAUUGCUUCAACUGUUUACCUAUUGCUGCGAUCAUUGACGAAAAGAUUUUUACGAUGCAUGGAGGUCUUAGUCCGGAUUUACAGUCGAUGGAACAGAUUCGGAGAGUUAUGCGACCUACAGACGUACCUGAUACGGGGCUGUUGUGUGACCUGCUGUGGUCAGAUCCAGACAAAGAUAUUACUGGGUGGUCGGAAAAUGACAGAGGUGUAUCAUUCACUUUCGGUCCUGACGUGGUGUCACGAUUCCUGCAAAAACAUGACAUGGAUCUGAUUUGCAGAGCACACCAAGUGGUUGAAGACGGUUACGAGUUCUUCGCAAAACGACAUCUGGUGACACUGUUCUCAGCGCCUAAUUAUUGUGGAGAGUUUGAUAAUGCUGGAGCGAUGAUGAGUGUAGAUGAGACACUAUUGUGUUCUUUCCAGAUUCUCAAACCGGCCGAGAAGAAGGCCAAGUAUCCGUAUGGAGGAAUGAACAUGGGAAGACCGGUGACACCGCCACGCAAGCAGAAAAAGAAGGAUGGCAAGGUGUGAUAUAGGCUUUUGAAGGCAUGGUUGAGGUUGGGUCUCGUCGUUCUUACACCACUCGUUUGUUGUUUUAUCCCCACGAACAACCCUCCCUCCAACCCUCGACAAAAGUUAUUCUCGUCAUCGGUGGUAUACCGAGCUCGUUACGCCGUCCACCCUCGUUACGCUCCUUCCACUAUAGGUUAGGUUAAUAUCACUCUUCGCUAUCGAUACGCACAAACUCCGUCAUCCCCAUUACCGGUCCCAUCUUUUGGGCCUCCAGGUUCCCGGCUGUAUAUUAUUUCUUUCUUUACUCCUUUUUUUUUUCCGUCCAAUUCAUAUUCCACAAUAUCUCUCUAUCGAAUCUCUCUCGACCGGAUGGCCUCUAUCCUCUGAGGCGAGUGUCAAAGACUAUUCAGCGAUGUCUGGACAGGGUUCCCUUUUGUUUACUUUCUGUUUUGCUUCGACGGUUGGUCAACUUCGUGAAUAUAGGGUAGAACUUGCUGGGAGAGAACUUGAAUGGCUGAUGGUGUACUACUGAAAAGUGCCUACCUUACUAACUUUUCUUGCCCACCUACCUAUCCUAUAUCCAUUCUGUUUUCCCUUUUAUAAUCAAGCCAUCGGCCAUAGUACUACUUUUUCGUGGUAUUUAUUCCCCUUACACCUUUUUUUUUUCAUUUUCGAUUUUGGCGCUGCAUCCGGUCUCACUUCGUACAUCUGUACGAGUCGAGUAACUCAACUUUUCUUCCCUCAUAUGUCAAACCAACUUUUACCGGGGUGAGAGUAACCCCACGAGUCGGAGGCGC